Molecule: messenger RNA, 1783 nt
Organism: Truncatella angustata
Lineage: Eukaryota; Fungi; Ascomycota; Sordariomycetes; Amphisphaeriales; Sporocadaceae
Exons: 1
Coding region: 203-1660 (485 amino acids)
Source: RefSeq, a predicted model, not a curated record
CCACAGUACUGCUGAUUCAUUGGAUCUAUUACAGUACAGCACCAUUUCUUUAAUAUCAAUCAAUAAUCCUUGUGAACUCUCGUUCACACUAGUCUAUCAAAAAUAAACAACGCAGAAAUUUAUGAGUGCGUUAAAUCCACAGGACGGCUCCUAUUUUUCAUAGAAGUCGUCUUCACAAAAUUGAUAACCUGGUUCUUACAAAAUGAAUAUUUUCAACAUGUAUGCGGAUUAUCUCCUGAGGCUGGCCACGGAUAAUGCACAUAUCUUAACGCAACGAACUAAGAGGCUCGCAUUCAUCUUGAUUCUACUAUGUCUAUUGAUUUUUACCGUAUUCAGCGGAUUAUAUCUCUACGUUCCCACAGAAGCACAAAAGCGUAUACCGCAGUAUGUCACAACCUCAAACUUCACUGCCCAAGCCAUCACUUGCGGAUAUCCUGCUAGUGGCCAAUACGGGACAUCUAGCACAUCCGUAUACGUCAUUAUGCUUACUACAGCAUUCUUUGUACGUCGAGUACGUUGGUUAUCUACUGCCAUGGCAGCCUCUGCCAUGACAUAUGCUGGAGUUGCUUCCAUCCACCUCAUGGUUCUUUUCUCGGUCAACAAUCGGGUGGCUAAGGACAAACAACCAUAUGAUUGUACACAGGUCAGCAUCGGCAGCGGUAAUGAAACGAUCUCGAUCUGCGCCGGAAACUUUGAUCCAGACUAUAUCAUUGCCGGCUCGCUUGUGGGCGAGGGCUUGCUAGCCAUUCUACCAGCUGCAACGUGGUCCCAAACCUUCAAGAGCGCAGAAGGAGCCCCUAUUCUCGUGCUUUGGACAGCUUUGCUUGCGACCGGGCACAUAUUCUUCAACAUAAUCACCCCGAACGCGUUUAUAAACUACCAGAUCUGCCCCAUCGGCUCGAAAGAGCCCCUCCCCCGCUCAAACUACGAAGCAGGUCCCGAAGAUGCAGCUUGGCAUGAAAAACUCGACGCCAUCCUGCGCAAUGAUCCCUUAGGCGGUACGGGUUGCAUAUACUCGUGUUUUUCCCCAGAGAGAGCAUAUCUCGGGAGACAAUCACAAGAGAUUGGAGUAUUUGAAGCAUCUUUGAGCAACAGAUACACUAGUUCCGCAAGAAGAGGAACGGGCAUUACCUUCUGGCUGCUUUACGCGAUCUUGUCUUUUGCGGUCGUGAUACUUCGACAUAAACCAUGUAGACAUGAUAUCUGGAAUCAAGUGAAACAGGAAUGGCGCGAACUUCUGAGACUGCGUAGACCCUUACGCCUCGAUGCAUGCACAAGGUGCAAGGUCGAGAUGGUGAUCCAGGCGCUAGGUGUGUGCUCAUAUCUCGGAUACGUCGGGCUAUGUUUUGAAGAAUUCGCCCACAUUCCCAAUGCGGAACCUUUUAGCGCAGUUGGGCAAUGGGGCGUGUCGGCCACUGUUUUCAUUGUCCUUAUCGCUGCUGGAGUCAGUAGACUCGCAAAACUUUUGGGAGAAUCUAUACGCGAAGGUAGCCCUAGUGCUACAACUCCGCCAGUCGGUGGACAAGCCAUCACAUCCACUGUACAGCAAGGGCAUAUAGCUUCGUCGAGGAGUACAGAUGACACGCCUCUGAUGGAUGUUCCAAGUAGACAGGUAUCACGGACUGAUGCCCGAGAGGAAAGAACUCGCACGGGCAACUAGCACGGUAUUAUGAGCAUUCGAUUUAUUGAAAUAAAAAACUGUGAUGUAUUCUCGUUAGCUACUACAGUGACAAUCAGGUUGAUAUCUUUUGUUAGCAUAAAACAGAUUGAUACAUGUUAUAUG